UAAAAAUAGCUAUGACGUUUCGUGGAAUUUUCCACAGAAAACGAGGCAAGAAGGCCUUCAAAACCAUGCGCUGUGAACUUUGAACGCGUGUUUGACCUCCUGAUUUUCCGAAAAUGUGUAACCUAGAACUUCUCGGAAGAAAUUUGUUUAUCAGUCAGUGGCAAAAACACGUUUAUAAGAUGCAUGUGCAACUAGUGAAAUACGACUGCAUUCUUGUGGUAAGCUAACUUCAUGCAAAACGGGCAGAGGAAAAAGAAUGAUAGCAAUUUACUGGAGCCGUCGUAAUCGGUUGAAAAUUUUAAUAAAAUAAAUAUAACUUUAGGAGAGGCCUGUUGUAAGUUUUUCGGUAUCUUAAGUAGAGGAUUACCUUAUAUGGAAAAUGCUUAAAAUAGCACAUGACGUAUUGCAAAGGUUACGAUCUACGCACACUUCUGGAGAAAUGACCCGGAAACUGAUGCUUUCUGUCACGGAAAGCUCACGAGAGAGAUUCGAUUCGAAUUUCUUGAGAUUGAAACUGAGAUUUAAGCUUGCUUAGAUAUCAUCGCUGACCAAACUUUAAAUCAAAAUACUACUCGCGCCUUUUUUUUGAAUAUAAUUGUGACUGAAUUAAGUUCCUAGAAUUAUUUAUCGCGUUUUCGCUUGUAUUGUGAAUCGUCAUUUGAUUUCGCGACUUUAUUUUUAAAAAAACCCAGCAGUAUUUGUCUAUAUUUUCUUUUCUGUCGAGAUGCACAUCCAGGUCGAGGAGCGUGUGUUUUCUUCCAUUGCAGAUUCAAGUGGAUGUCUUGGUAGUGCGCUUGUGGCAGGUGAUUCCAACGUACAUCGUAUCCAAGCAGCGAUUCAAAAUUGGUCCACUAUUCGAUGCCUCCCAGUAUCAGGAGCCAAGUUUGUGAAUGACAAGAAGGGAUUUGUGGCAGUUCUGCAGCUUUCAUUGAAGAAGGAGUUUUACCCAUGUGUCUAUAUUCAUCUUGGCUCCAAUGAUGUUCAAGCCAGAGAGGAUGUGUUUUAUAGGACAGAAUCACCUUUCCUUCCCUAGAUGAUUGGCUGGAAUAUCUCCCAGAAAAAAGAAUCGACCCAGAAACCACUGAUUUACGCUUCUGUCCAAAACACCUGAGAAGCAAGCUGAAGUUGUUACUGUUUGAUGAGGACUACCUGGACAUGCCGACAAACAAAUCAUACACAAUGAGCGACCACCUGUGUACACUGGAUUUUGAAAGUAAUCAUUAUACUAAAAAUUUCUUAAAUAUUGAGAAAAAAUUUAUUGAAAAAAGACUUUUGUUAGGUGAAGACUGGUCAGAUUAUAAUGGUAAAUUUGAGGAAAAUGACACUGAUUCACUUUUAAGUCCAGAUCCAAAAGUCCGCAAGCACAGGCAGUUCCAUGGUGGAAAAUAUCAAUUCCACUUUGUCCAAACUUCACGUCCUGAAUUAAGUUCAAAUUCUCAUUCUGGAACUAAGUUAAAGCCUGUAAAAAGAAAAGCUUCCUGUACAUUUCCAAAUGAAUGGUCAAGUAUCUUGCUGACAAAUUUACGAUUCUGUUCUCAUGCCAUAACUAUGCAGAACUUAUUUCUGAAUUUGAUUUUAGACGAAGGAAUUGUUGAUUGCAAAAAACUAAGUUUUCUUAAGUUAGAAUAUGACACUGCUCUAUUAGCAUCAGCCAAAACCUGCACCAAAGGUGUUUUUGUUUGUCAUGUAUUUAAAAUCAUUGUAGACAAUGCUGAAUAUCUGUACAUCCGCUAUGUUGAGUCUGGAGUGUAUGCUGGCCUAAUGGAACAGAAAUAUUUGCAAGAAAUCAAAGAUACAUUUCAUUACACUGACAAUAAUAUGUUUUUGCAUAAUACAUUAACAGUGGAAGAUAUACAGAACAUGGAAUCUGAUCAUAUAAAAGAUAAAAAGGAAAAGCCGAAUACAUAUAAGCCCAGCAGCAGACUUAAUGAUUUCUUUAAGCAAAAAUUCAUUCCAGGUAUUGCUGAUACAAGACAAAUGAAUGACACUGAUAAUAUUAAUUGUUUAUCCUUUGCAGUAUCAAUUUUGCCCUUUUCUUCAACCUCAACUGCCAAGUUUAUGGAUGCUUGUACUGCAGGAAAGGAAGACCGUCUUCAAGCUUUGCUUUUAGAUUUUAGGCACUCAAAAUUGGAACAGGUUCCUCGAAACUCGAGGGAAAUAUUUCAGCAGCAAUAUGAAGGAGAAGAAACCCUUUUAAGUCAGUCAAAGGCAUUAAAUUGUUUACCAGGUGAUGUCAAAAGAAAAACCGAACUAUUCAAAGGUGAUCCAAAAUUUGCAUCCAACUUCAUAAACAAGAAAAAACCUCAACUCAGAACAUCACUUAGAUAUCUUACUUUCAGUCUCUUUUUGCAGAAUGAAAUUAAUACAAUUUUCACUAAGUAUAGAACAUAUUACCCAGAUUUAAAUGCGGUUCAAUGUGAGGUUUUAGAAAUUCCUGCACUAGAGAGGCCAUCUAAGAAGAGGAAAAGCACAGCCUCUGUGAAGGUGACAAAAGAUGUGGAGCCAUUGAGUGUUAUGCAGGAAUCAAAAAAAUCUAUGUAUGAACAAUUUUCUAUUGAUUUAAUAGAGGAUGGAAAGAUAUAUAUUCAGGUAGCUGAGGAAGACACCAUGAUAUGUUGUAUGAAUGAUUAUAAUGAUUCUGGUUCUUUAAGAAAAGAAGUGUAUGUUUAUACCACUUGGCUAAAGCAAGAAUCUGGAGACUACUUCCAUUGUACCUGCAGUAUAUAUAGAACUUUAUUUGAUAUAGCUCAUAGCCAAACUCUAAAUUAUUCAAACAGGAAUAGCUGCAUGCACUGUACAUUCCUUAAGUGUAUUGUUCUUCCAAAUCUACAGAUAGAUGAAAGGGCUACAGAAACCAAAACCCGUAAAUUUGUUCAGGAGGGAAAGCAGUGUGCUGGCAAGGAUUUGAUUGAAUUAAGUGACUUUAAUGGUACACGGAAAUUUUCAGUUUUGGCAGAAGGAGAGACUAAACCUGUUUUUUUAUCACUGAGUCACAACAAGGCCAAAGCAAAUUAUACUGUGACCUGUCACAAUGGCGAGUGUCAAUCAAAGAAGGGACACAAACGAUAUUUAAAUAACUUGAAUUCUUCCAAUCUUUGCAGACAUUUAUUUGUGCUGAAACAUAAUCCAGAAUCCUGGAUUGAUUUGCAUGAAAGAAAUGCCACUAAUGAAACUUUUUUAGAUGACCAACUACUAGAUGAUGAAACAAAUGAUGAUGCUGGUGAUGGUGAUCCUGUUGAUACUAAUGACAAUUUUGAUCCUGAAACAGGUCUAUGGAAGUAUAAGUGUGAGAGCAGCCAUCCAGCAGCAGCUAGAGAGAGUGAUAUGUUGAGGCGUAACAUCAUCAAACGUGACGGAUGGAAUGAUUUGACCUUGAGUAGGCAGGCUGAUGGUUCAUUGAAGGGUCCCAAUUUCUAUCCAGAUAUGCCAGACAAUACAUGCUGCUGUGGAUCUGGAUGGUUGAAGCGAGAUGAUGAUCCAGAUUACUCUGAAAACGGGAAAUUGAUUCCUUUAGGUCGAGUUCUUACAGUUUACACACAGUUUGCGCCUGUGCAGUGUGAUGUUUACAAAAGAGUCUGUUACAACCCGAUAGACGACAGUCGCUGUGAACUUGCAUGGAAUGAAGGCCAGAGUGAAUCAAUUCAUGUUUUUAGUAGUAAAACAGCUGCAGGUGACGAAAUAGGAUGGGAGUUUACAUCAUCAGUAAUGAAAACUGGUUGCACUUUUUCAGCAUACUGUCAGAUGAAGGAUGAACUUUACAGAACUCGUGACCCAAAGGCCAAGUUUAUGGAUGCAACAGUUUUUUUAAAAUGGUGGUUUAGUUGGGCAGCUAAUAUGAACAUUGAUUUCAGACAACCAUGUGACAUUUGUAGGUAUGAGCCUAAUAGACUGUGCUGUGAUGGAACCAGAGUAGGCGUAGGUUUCCGUCAUUCAAAUUUCACAGAAAUAAGUAAACCUGAUAGUUCUUUACAGACACAGCAAACAUUGCAUCGACGGAUGGACAGAUGUUACCUGAAGAAUAAGCCUGGAGUUGAAAAGAGACAGAUGAUCGCUUAUCGUGAAGCAUUGGAUAAUAUAGCCCGAACUACAGUUGCAGAAUUUGAACCGUUAGAUAUUCCAGAAAAUAAUGAUAGAAUUAAUUUACUUAUGCAGGCUCUACCUGAGGAGGCUCAUCAAUCAUUCCAGCGAUUUACUCGAGGGAUGUCAGAAUUUGAAAGAGUAGCUUAUGCAUCUGUCCUUAAGAUGUUGGCUACAACAGCAUCUGUGACAAGCAUUUUGUCACCAGAAUAUGCACUUUUCUUGCAGGAAUUUCUAACUAAUGAAAAUCUUUCAGAUUUUGAGUUUAACAGACAGAUGUAUGAGAUGAGAUCAUUUGCUCCAGAAAUACGGGACUUGAUCGCAGAAUCGAUGUUGAACAAUAACAACAUUCUACCUGAUGACAUUAAACUUUUUCUAGUUCAUCUUACUAAUGAGUCUCUAAACUUACCAGUUUAUGCCCCAGAGGAUGCUACUUUUCAAUUCGGAACAUACAACCCUGAGAAGCUGGGCCGGGCUUAUUACUUCAAUGAACAUGGUGUUAAACUGAGGAAUGUACGCAAAUUUCAGAUAGAUGAGGACCGAGCAGGCAGAAACAAUGACCAUGAUGAUGAAGCUAUGGACUUUGAGCGAUGCAGAAAGAUUUACUCAAAAAUACAACAAUCAGCACCCGGCACAUCUAACUUGUUUCUUUGGUUUUGUCCAGAUCACGGUCAUUGCUAUGGAUUCCACAUGACAGUGGCUGAAGGCAGAAAAGAUCCAUCAGCUUCAUUAUACUCUCAUCUAGCCAAACCUCCACAAGCAGUGUUUUAUGACUUUGCCUGUAACUUACAGGAAUAUUGCCUCAACAGAGAGAGUGGGUACUACAAGAAUGUUAGAUUUUUUCACGAUAUUUUUCAUGGUUAUUCACACAAAUGCUCUACUUCUUUUAGAAGCUCUCGACUUCAAGGAUUUGAAAGUGUGAACUCAGAAAUCUGCGAACAGUUCAACAGCUUCAUCCAGAUUCUGAAGAAAUCAGCAAGACAAAUGACACAAUCUCAUUUCUGUUUCUAUCUUCAGUUCUUUAUUCAUGAGUGGAACAGGAGAAAAAGAGUUGCUUACAAGAGGAAAAUCAGCACUGCACUAGCUGGGCUUUUAUGAAAUGUAUAACAACUUUGAUUUUCAGAGAGCUGUGCAUCAUAAAAUGAUCAAAUGAACUAUGUUUAAUUUAUAUUUCAUUCACUUCUUAUAUAUAUUUGUUUGACUUUCUCAUUUGCGUAUACUUUUGACUAGUAAUUAUCACUGCAUCUGCAAUUGUUUUCGGUUUCUGCUGUGUUUGUUAGUAUGUUUCAGUUUGAGCGAACAGACUCCAACUUUGGCUUCCAGCUUUGCUGUUGAGAAAGGUCAACAAGUUCCACCAGAAGUUCCACCAGAAAUACAUCACGUCUUUAAUGUUUGAGGCAGAUUUUCCACAGCGUCUUCAUCCAAUCUACUUGUGUCGGCAUGUGCAACUACUUAAUCUGAAGGCUUGGAGGGAAUUGUAGCUCAGUGCUUCAUCCUUUAUGUGGAUAAACAAAAGGGAACCAGAAGGAUCGAUCUAAAGACAUUCUUUUCAUAAAUCUGUUGGUGUCAAACAAUAUAAUUUUGAUUGAUCAGUCUUCUUAGUGCCUGUAGUGAACAGUAUGUAUUGUAUUAUAUGUAGUAUAAUAAUCAAUUAAGUGUUGAUAAAUGUCUUACAAUUAUCGUAUAACCCUUUAUAUCAAGUUUUGUUAUUUAAUUGUAGAACAGCAAAAGAAACAUUUGUGGAUUUUAAAAGAUAAGGCAGAGGCUAUGUUUACACUGUAAAUGUUCAACUGGUGAAUUCCAUUAUUUGUUGCAAUAUCUAGAUUUUGAUAAUGUAAGGAAUGAUUUCUGAUUAAAGUAUUACAAUAGGAAUCCAAUCUCUGUUAUGCUUAAAGAUGCACUUUUACUCCCAAAUUAGAUAUUCCACAGUUUAUAUGAUUGUUUUUUAUAUAAAAAAAUAAGAUUCUUAUGAAGGAUACAGAGUUGAAUUUGAAAGAAGGUUGCAGGAAACAUAAAGAUCAUAAUCUUUUAGCACUCAUAAUCUUUUAGCACUCACCAAUCAUUUAAUAUUUUUAAUUUUAGGAAUUAAAUACACAGUUACAAUAUUGUUAUCAGGAAUCAAUAUUUUCCAUAAAUGCAUUAUUUAGUAAGUAGUUAAAGGUUUAUCAGUCGAAAUGUAUGUUUCAUACAUGUGUAUAUUUUGAUUUUGAAUAAGAGUCACUUGAAAGAUUUAGCUAAAAAUGUUAGAAGAAGAAACUGAAAUUGCCCAAUUCUGUACAAAUAAUUAAGGUCAUACAUUCGCUUAUACACAUUUUAUCAAUGUGGAAUGUUAACUUAAAUUGUUUCUUAAGUAUGAUAUAACAAUCUAUAUUGCAUAAGUAAUUGAAGAUAUUGUUAAAUACCACUUGUAUGUGUACAUGCUGGGUACCCCUUGCACAUAAUGAAAGCUAGGUAUGAAUAAUAUACGAUUUUAAAAUAAUUGCAGUAAAAGACGGCAGUAAACUGAAUGGAAGCUGUACACACACUUAUAAGUACACCUUCAC
Molecule: messenger RNA, 6620 nt
Organism: Mya arenaria
Lineage: Eukaryota; Metazoa; Mollusca; Bivalvia; Myida; Myidae
Exons: 5
Coding region: 1156-5175 (1339 amino acids)
Source: RefSeq, a predicted model, not a curated record